Helicoverpa armigera (cotton bollworm) is the source of this 3599-nucleotide messenger RNA. It is a transcript of the gene Tom70, whose product is annotated as mitochondrial import receptor subunit TOM70. The transcript is spliced from 2 exons. Bases 177 to 1826 code for a protein of 549 amino acids. Gene Ontology annotation, biological process: protein insertion into mitochondrial inner membrane; protein import into mitochondrial matrix. Lineage: Eukaryota; Metazoa; Arthropoda; Insecta; Lepidoptera; Noctuidae. Gene Ontology annotation, cellular component: mitochondrial outer membrane. Gene Ontology annotation, molecular function: transmembrane protein transporter activity; protein binding. The record is from RefSeq and is a predicted model, not a curated record.
UCAAAGAAUUGUCUAUGUUUUGCUUUACCUUCGUGCGUGAAGACAUCAAUGAAAUGGGAAGAACGGUAAUGAAAAUUAUAAAUUAGGUGUUCUGUAUUUACGAUAUUUUGGGAGUGAUUAACUGAAUGGUGAAUCGUUUAUGGUUUUACAUCUCUUGAAGUAAUUUCUCACAAGAAAUGGCGUCAACAGGCAGUACACCUUUUCCUAAAUGGCAACUGGCAAUUCUUCUUGGCGCACCUCUUGCCAUCGGUUUAGGUUACCUUUAUCUCAGAAACAGAUUAGAAGAUCCAGAAAAGAAGAAAGUGUCUGAAUUGAAAGCCAAGACUACCAUUUCAUUGGAUAAUGAAGAUAACAACGCUAAAGUUUCUGAGAGCGCUAUCGACCGCGCUAUGAAGCUGAAGGGUGCCGGAAACCGGGCAUUCCAUGCAGGGGAAUAUGACAAAGCUAUAGCUUUAUACAACGAAGCGAUCGAGGCCUGCCCUCCUGACCGUCCCGUCGACCUUGCUACAUUCUAUCAGAAUCGUUCUGCGUGUUACGAAAAACGUGAAAUGUGGGAGCAAGUCAAGGAAGAUUGUACAUUUGCUCUUAAACUCAACGAGAAGUAUGUUAAAGCUUUCUUAAGACGUUCUCGCGCUGCUGAGAAGAGUGGUGACCUUGUUUUGGCUCUUGAAGAUGUCACCUCAGCAUGCAUUCUCGAAAGGUUCCAAGUGCAAAGUUCCCUAGUUAAUGCUGAUAGAAUCUUGAAAGCUCUAGGAAGGCAGCAUGCUCGUGAGGCUCUUGCUAAACGUCGCCCAGUCAUGCCCUCUAAGCAUUUCAUUAAAACAUAUUUCUCUGCUUUCUCUGAAGACCCCAUAACUAAACUGCAACUAGAUGAGAAAGUUGUCAGUGGCUUUGCUAAAGCCAAGCAAGCUCUAGAUGCUCAAGAUUACGACUCCAUUGUUGAAGCAUGCUCUGAUGAAUUAAAAGAUGCUGAUGCCAAGUACAAAAAUGAAGCUCUUUUGUUGCGUUCUACCUUCUAUUUGUUGCUAGGAAGACAUGAUGAAGCUCAAGCAGAUCUUGCAAGGGUCAUUGAUAGCGAUGCUUCCACUAAAGUAAAGGUUAAUGCCUUGAUUAAGCGAGCUUCACUAUUUACCCAAUUGGAAAACACUGAACGUUGCUUGGAGGACUUUGCAAAGGCCGCACAGCUAGAUCCCAAUAACUCUGACAUAUAUCAUCACCGAGGUCAGGUUUAUCUUCUUUUAGAACGUAUGGAUGAGGCUACAGCUGAGUUUGCUAAGGCAGUUGAAUUGAACCCUGACUUCUCUAUUGCUUAUAUCCAGAAGUGUUAUGCUGACUAUAGACAUGCACAGAUCAAUAAGAAUGUUGGAGCUUUGACACAAGUACGAGCUGACUUUGAACGAGCGUUGGAAAGAUUUCCUCGCUGCGCUGAAGCAUACAUCUUGUUUGCUCAAGUAUUAUCAGACCAGCAGGAGUGGGGGCGUGCUGAGGCCUUGUUUGAUGCUGCCCUGUCAGUAGACCCCAACAAUGCUACCUUGUACGUCCACAAGGGGUUAGUGCAGCUGCAGAAGAGCACAGACUUUGACAAGGCAGUCAAGCUCAUCAACAAAGCCAUUGAAAUGGAUGAUAAGUGUGACUUUGCAUAUGAGACAUUGGGUACCAUCGAAGUACAGAGAGGAAACCUAAGGCGAUCCCUAGAAUUAUUUGAGAAGGCUAUCUCACUAGCCAAGACAGAACUAGAGAUGACACACUUGUUCUCUCUCAAAGAUGCAGCAGCAGCACAACUGAAGGUAUCUGAGCGCUGGGGACUGGACUGGACUGUGAGCUAGACUCUUGCCACUAAACUUGCCAUAUACUCAACGAGAAUAAAACCUGGCCGUCCAUGUUAGCCAGAGAGCUCACUAUAUUGUUCGUAAAUUAUUCUCAAUAUAUGUAUCUGUAUGAUAUCCCCUUCUACAUUACCAUUUUUUUUAUUUGUUAAAGCUUUAAGACUGCUUGGAGUUCUAUUAUUUCAAUGUGUCAUAUCAUUUUAAUUACCAAUUUGUUAGAGGUUUUAAAAUAUUGUGCCAGAUCAUAUUCUCGUUGUGGACUUCUGGUACCUAGCCGCCGCCGACUCGCAUCGCAUCGUUGAAUAAUGUUUUUGGUGUUGAUAAUUCUAGUAAGCUGCUUCUUAUAUAUAGCUUUUACUUUCCCAAUCUAUUGUAACUUUUAGGUGCACCAUAUACAAUUGUAAAUGUCAGUCAAUAUCACAUUGUUAUUUGAUUGAGUAGAUAAAAUAUUGCUAUACGAUUAAUCUGUUGUGCUAUAUAAAUGUUUCACAAAACUUAACAAUAGCUUACACAUGUAGUUCACAAAAAUAUAUUGUAAAUAAUAAUGAAAUACUUUGUUGAAAGCAGUUUCUACAUGUAAAUUGAUUUAUUGGCAUUUAUUAGGUAUUUGAUUUUAAGUGUCAAAUAAAAUUUGUGUAGGUUGUACGCCUGCUUCAUAUUGAAGUGGUAAACUAAUUGUUUCUCAAGAAAACCUUUAGAGUUAUUUACGUUCCUGCAUUUAAUAUGAACAAAAUAUGUGUAGCUAAAUUGUUAUGUGUAUGUACAACUGUUGGAUUUAUUAUUAAAAAUGUAUAAAAUCCUUUCAUUGGAAUAUCUUUCUAUUAUAAGUCAUUUAACAUCUAGUGUGAAUAAUGAUUGAGGCUGAGCGGGAAAUUUGCGUAGGUCAUGUUUAAUUUUUCAAUAAGUUUGUUAACUUAUCGACUUUACAUUGUGAUAUAUUAUUGUUUUAUUUUUUUAAUUUGCAUUUAUAGCCACUUAGUUAUUUGAAAUGUUGUAUAUUGAGUUUUAAAUUUAUAUAAUAUAAUCUUUUUUUAAAACAUGUAUUAACGAAAUAUCGCUCAGUCGCUACAUUACAUUGCAAUGUGAAUAAAAAUUUUAUGUUCAAAUAUUGUAUUAGUUAACUUCGAAUAAUAAACUUAUGGGUACGUGACAUGCGCAUAUUAAAACUUAUUCACGCAUGUCACUCUUUGUAAUACAAGAUGGUCAGAUUGUUCACUCAUAAAUGUUAUUUAAAAAAAAAAGCUAAAAACGUUAGUGAUGCGUGAGUUGAAACACGGUAGAUUUUAAUUUGUUUUUUUUUUUUGGGUCCAAAGAAUGGUUGCGUAUCGGAAGCGGUACAAGCACAGCUACGACACUCGAAAAUUGUAGUUGCAUAAACAUUUAUAUGUUGUGGUUAUUUACGUAGUGGGAGUGCGCCUUGAGUUUGUGCGGCGGUGAAUGCGUGCUGGGUGCGUUCAAUACAUUUACUCACCAAUGCAGAGAAAUAAUAAAAUCCAUGUAGAGACAACUACUUUAACUUAUACUCCUUCAACUUAUUCUUGUUUAAUACUACGUGUAUUUUUUUUACAAAAAAAAUAACGUCGAAAUACAGAAAUUGCCUUCGAAAAUAUUAAUUAUUAAGAUGUUUUGGAUGCACCCUAAAAUUAUCAGUUAGAUUGUGAAUUUAGAAUUGUAGCUCGCUGAGAUGGUUCUACAAGAGUUGUUACCUCACCGAUAGUGGAUAGUUAUCGAUUUAUGGAAACUACGAAAUACAUUAUUGAAACUUAAUACAAA